AAAAAAAAAUUCCUAUAAAACGAUUUGAUAUAAUAGAGAGACAGUCUCUGAAACAUUCAACAGUCAUUGAUUCGAAACCAUUUUCUUAUCUUCUCUCUUAAAACCCUAGCAAGCUUCGUCUCAGUUCUACCUUCUACCACCGCUACUGUUUCUGCUGAUUUCUUCUGCCACCUCCUUUCUCUGCGAAGAUGGCAAGGAAGAUGCUAAUCGAUGGGGAAGUAAGCCAAACUAAUGAGGAAGAGGCACACUACGACUUUGACUUAUUUGUUAUUGGGGCGGGAAGUGGCGGUGUUCGUGCUUCUAGAUUUUCAGCUAAUUAUGGAGCUAAGGUUGGUAUAUGUGAGCUUCCAUUUCAUCCCAUUAGUUCAGAAACGAUUGGAGGAGUUGGUGGAACAUGUGUUAUUCGUGGUUGUGUUCCCAAAAAGAUUUUGGUGUAUGGAGCAACUUUUGGAGGUGAAAUUGAGGACGCCAGGAAUUAUGGAUGGGAGGUGAAUGAGAAAGUAGACUUCAACUGGAAGAAACUUCUGCAUAAGAAGACUGAGGAAAUACACAGGUUGAAUGGAAUAUACAAGAGGUUAUUGUCGAAUGCUGGAGUAAAAUUGUUUGAGGGAGAGGGGAAGCUAGUUGGGCCUAAUGAAGUUGAGGUGACUCAGCUGGAUGGCACAAAAUUGAGUUAUUCAGCAAAGCAUAUCUUGAUUGCAACUGGAAGUAGGGCACAACGCCCUCCAAUUCCCGGCCAGGAAUUCGGUAUAACCUCUGAUGAAGCACUGAGUUUAGAGGAGCUUCCUAAACGUGUUGUGGUGCUUGGAGGAGGGUACAUUGCAGUUGAGUUUGCUUCAAUAUGGCGUGGAAUGGGUGUUACUGUCGACCUUUGCUUCAGGAGGGAACUUCCACUGAGAGGUUUCGAUGAUGAAAUGAGGGCAGCCGUUGCAAGAAAUCUAGAAGCUAGGGGAGUUAAUUUACAUCCAAGGACAAGUUUGACAGAGGUGAUAAAAACUGAGGAUGGUGUAAAAGUUAUUACUGAUCAUGGUGAAGAGUUGAUAGCUGAUGCUGUAUUGUUUGCCACUGGCCGGGCUCCCAACUCAAAGAGGCUGAAUUUGGAUGCCGUUGGUGUUGAACUUGAUAAAGCUGGAGCUGUGAAGGUGGAUGAGUUCUCACGUACAAAUAUUCCUAGCAUAUGGGCUAUUGGUGAUGUUACAAAUCGAGUGAAUCUUACCCCUGUGGCCUUGAUGGAGGGGACAUCUUUUGCUAAAACUGUUUUUGGUGGGGAACCUACGAAAGCAGAUUACAAGGAUAUACCCUGUGCAGUGUUUAGCAUACCACCUCUUUCUGUUGUGGGCCUCAGUGAAGAGGAAGCAAUAGAGCAGUCAGAUGGUGAUAUUUUGGUUUUCACAUCAAACUUCAAUCCUAUGAAGAACACAGUUUCUGGACGACAAGAAAAGACAGUUAUGAAGCUUGUUGUUGAUGCCGAGACUGAUAAAGUUCUUGGAGCAUCCAUGUGUGGACCAGACGCUGCUGAAAUUAUGCAGGGCAUUGGUAUUGCACUCAAGUGCGGAGCUACCAAAAAACAAUUCGACAGCACGGUGGGAAUUCACCCUUCUGCUGCUGAGGAAUUUGUAACCAUGCGAUCAGUGUCGAGACGUGUUGCGGGGGCGAAGAAGCCGAAAACAAAUUUGUAAGAACAGAGAUUAUGUUGAGAGACAGACAAUCUCACGGUAGUGGCAUGCACAUUGCGUAAUAAUCAGGAAAGCAAAAGUUAAAUAUUGUUUAUUUAAUUUUGCAGCGAAAGGUUGUUAUCAUAUUAUUAUAAUUACUGCAUUGCAGUGUAUAGGCGAUGCUGCAAUAUUGUUCUCUUAUUUGUUAUCUCAUCAUUUGAUCAGGUAUUUCAACUUAAUAUAUAUAUAAUUAUUUCUCUUCUGUGA
Humulus lupulus (European hop) is the source of this 1922-nucleotide messenger RNA. RefSeq names its product glutathione reductase, chloroplastic. The record is from RefSeq and is a predicted model, not a curated record. Gene Ontology annotation, molecular function: glutathione-disulfide reductase (NADPH) activity; flavin adenine dinucleotide binding; NADP binding. Gene Ontology annotation, cellular component: mitochondrion; cytosol. NCBI's taxonomy places the organism in Eukaryota, Viridiplantae, Streptophyta, Magnoliopsida, Rosales, Cannabaceae. The coding region runs from base 189 to 1679 and encodes 496 amino acids. Gene Ontology annotation, biological process: cell redox homeostasis; glutathione metabolic process; cellular response to oxidative stress. The transcript has 17 exons.